AUGGAUUCCGUUCUGAAGCAGCGUAUUACUGCCCUGAUCUACGAUGAAUAUUCCAAGUUGAAACCUAGUAGCAAACCUGUUAUCAAGUCCAAUGGCACCAAAGAAUGGACUGUUCUGGCUUCAAUAGUUGCAUGGAAUUCUAGAGAUGAUAAAAUACGAAUGAUAUGUAUGUCUACUGGCGUCAAAGCUCUCCCUAAUGAGUUACUUAAGAGAAGUAAUGGGAAGAUGUUACACGAUUGCCAUGCUGAAAUACUUUCAAUACGAGGACUGAAUACUGUAAUUUUGCAUCAUAUUAAGAAUUUGAAAGAAGGCGAGACAUCUGAUUUAAUCAAUGAAGUAGACGAUAAAUAUAUAUGGAAAAUGGAAAAUCAAUUGAUACUAUAUAUAUCCAGGGUACCUUGCGGUGAUGCAAGCAUGAACACAAUCGAAUCCCAGGAUGAAACUUCCGAAACAUUUGAAAUCCCUGAUGAUAAUAAAACACAGUACUUAAAAUGUGAGAACAGUACGAUUCUGAGAGGAAGAUUAAAUUUCACAAAGAAAGGUUAUGUAAGGAGCAAACCAGGACGAUACGAUUCUCAAAUCACCUUCUCUAAGUCAUGUUCUGAUAAAUUGUGUACAAAGCAGGUAACCUCUCUAUUAAAUUGCCUAACAUACGAAUUACUGAGUGAACCAAUAUACCUCAACUAUUUAAUAAUACCUUCAUUAAACGAAACGGAUUCAAUUGGUCUUAAAAGAUGCUUCCAAGAUAGAUUUCAAAAUACUUCGGAUCGAGAACAAUCUUAUCAACCUAAACUUUUCGACAUAGAGAAUUGCGAAGGAAAAUUCGUAGAUGAUAAACAAUCGGUUGAAGAAACUCCAAGUGCGAUGAGCUCCAUUAAACUGUAUUUCGAUCAGUUCAACAUUCAAGAACAAGCUAUUUUGAAUGGUGUGAAAAACGGUUCAUAUUCAAAAGGAUCUAAACCUCUUCGUAAAGGGUGUGAAACGGCAAUUAGUCGUUAUUCUCAGUGGAAACUUUACAAUCAGAUAAAUUCUGAACGUGACAAAUCAUACGUUCAGUUUAAACACCAUCAAAAAUCUAGGAGAGUCAUGGUUGAGCAUUUCAGACACGUGCUUUCUUCAGAGGGGUGGGUUCCAACACUUGAAGAUGACUGUAACAUUUGA
Molecule: messenger RNA, 1161 nt
Organism: Maudiozyma barnettii
Lineage: Eukaryota; Fungi; Ascomycota; Saccharomycetes; Saccharomycetales; Saccharomycetaceae
Gene: TAD1
Product: tRNA-specific adenosine deaminase
Exons: 1
Coding region: 1-1161 (386 amino acids)
Biological process (GO): tRNA wobble adenosine to inosine editing
Molecular function (GO): tRNA-specific adenosine-37 deaminase activity; RNA binding
Source: RefSeq, a predicted model, not a curated record